AUGUACCAUGAUGUCAUUCAUUUUUUUCAAGAUGAGGAGGAGUGUGAUAUUUUGAAAAGGUAUAAUUUGGGCCUAAAUAUAAUCUAUCUAUCUAUCUAUCUAUCUAUCUAUCUAUCUAAUUUUAUUCCUAGAUCUCAUCUGUUCGUAUCUAUCUAUCUAUCUAUCUAUCUAUCUAUCUAUCUAUCUAUCUAUCUAAUUUUAUUCCUAGAUCUCAUCUAUCUCAUCUGUUCGUAUCUAUCUAUCUAUCUAUCUAUCUAUCUAUCUAUCUAUCUAUCUAAUUUUAUUUCUAGAUCUCAUCUGUUCGUAUCUAUCUAUCUAUCUAUCUAUCUAAUUUUAUUUCUAGAUCUCAUCUGUUCGUAUCUAUCUAUCUAUCUAAUUUUAUUUCUAGAUCUCAUCUGUUCGUAUCUAUCUAUCUACCUAUCUAUCUAUCUAUCUAUCUAUCUAUCUAUCUAUCUAUUUGAUCUGUAUCUAGCUCUUUUUCACGUUUAUCUUACUACACAUUUCUCUUUCUCCCUCCCUCUCUCCCCUCCUCCCACUCGUUUUAACUAUCUAUCUCUCUAUAUAUAUUAUAUCUCUCAAUUUCUCUACCAAUCCUUUUCAUUUCUCUCCCUUCCUCUUGCUCGUCUUAUCUAUCUAUCUAUCUAUCUAUCUAUCUAUCUAUCUAUCUAUCUAUCUAUCUAUCUAUCUAACUCGAUAUAUUUUAUCUUGCGAGUUUGUAUCUCGCUUUCUUUCUCUUUAUUUUUUACCCAUUUUUCAUUGUCUUUAUCUCUCUUCCCCUCGCCCGUUUUAUCUCUAUUUCACUCUCUCCCCCUCCCUAUUUAUCUCUCACCCUUUCUCCCCCCCUCUCUCGCUCGCUAUAUACGCACACAUAUCUAUCUAUCUAUCUAUCUAUCUAUCUAUCUAUCUAUACAAAAGGGAACAAUGAAAUCAACACUCAGAGCUAUUGUCUCUCUCUCCCCUCUCUCUCUCUCUCCUUCUUCCUCUUUCUCUCUCUCUCUCUCUCUCUCUAUCUCUAUCUCUCUAUCUACUUAUCUAUCUUUGUCUCUUUCUCUAUCUCUCUUUCUCCGCCUCCAUCUCUCUCUUUCUUUCUCUCUCUCUAUCUCUCUAUCUAUCGAUAAAGCUACCUUUCUCUCUCUCUCUCUAUCUCUACCUUUCUCUCUUUCUCUCUCUAUCUCACUCUUUCUUUCUCCCUUUCUCUCUUUUUUCUCUCUAUCCAUAUAUCUAUCUAUCUUUGUGUUUCUUUCUCACUAUCUCACUUUCUUUCUCUUUCUCUUUCUCUCUCUCUCCCCCCUCUGA
Acanthosepion pharaonis is the source of this 1296-nucleotide messenger RNA. NCBI's taxonomy places the organism in Eukaryota, Metazoa, Mollusca, Cephalopoda, Sepiida, Sepiidae. The record is from the annotation of a GenBank genome assembly.